This is a messenger RNA of Erigeron canadensis, 1391 nucleotides long. Its product is annotated as GDSL esterase/lipase At5g41890. Lineage: Eukaryota; Viridiplantae; Streptophyta; Magnoliopsida; Asterales; Asteraceae. The record is from RefSeq and is a predicted model, not a curated record. The transcript is spliced from 5 exons. The coding region runs from base 1 to 1116 and encodes 371 amino acids. Gene Ontology annotation, molecular function: hydrolase activity, acting on ester bonds.
AUGAGCGCACUACACUUCAUUGUUUUCGCUAUUUCGUUUUUAAUUAAUGUAUCAGGUUGUUUUUCUUUCUACUCUAACUUUGCAUUCGGGGACUCCAUCGUCGAUGCUGGAAACAAUAAUUACUUGCCAAGCCUCUCCAAGGCCGACUACUCACCUUAUGGCAUCGACUUCACGCCAUCUGGUGGAAAGCCCACCGGAAGAUACACAAACGGGUUCACCAUUGUUGACAUAGUUGCACAAGCGUUAGGAGCCAAGGCACUACCGUUACCAUCUCUAUUCAACAACGCAACAUCUAACGCGAUGCACGGUGGAAUAAAUUAUGCAUCUGGAGCUUCUGGAAUACUGGAGGCAACUGGUACCCUAUUUGUUGCGCGAAUUCCAUUAGGAAAACAAAUUGACCGUUUUAAGCAGACCAGGGCUGAAAUGGUUAAACAGAUGGGGGAACAUGGCGUACAACAUCUUUUUAGGAAGGCAAUCUUCUCGGUCACGACGGGAUCAAAUGAUAUUAUAACCUACUACUUGCCAAAUCUUCCCUUCGUUGGCAACUACGCUGUUUCCCCUACGACUUUACAAGACCUCAUGGUCUCUAAUAUGACUUCACAUCUCAAGCGGUUGCAUGAACUAGGGGCUCGAAAGAUUGUGGUAGUAGACAUAGGACCCCUUGGUUGCAUACCCUUUGUUCGCGCUAUACACCUUCUACAAAUGGGAACCUGCCAUGAAGAAAUGAACAUGCUAAUCCGCGGAUACAAUCAAAAGCUACGUUUGGCCGUACAACGCUUAAAUCAAGAGAUCGGCCCUCGUUCUGUUUUCGUGUAUGCAAAUUCCUAUGAUGUCAUAAAUGGGAUGCUACAAAAUUAUCGUGACUAUGGAUUUGAAAAUGUGAUGGAUCCUUGCUGUGGAGUAUCCUUUCCUCCAUUUUUUUGCUUCCGCGUUGGAGAUGUAAGUGAGAUUAGCUCAAAUAUUUGCGAAGAUCGAUCAAAGCAUCUAUUUUGGGACUCGUAUCACCCGGGACAAGCAGCAAAUUUUAUCAUAGCUCAACAUAUGUUAAAUGGCAAUGAAAGCAUAUGUUAUCCUAUGAACGUUCGCCAACUUCAUAAAUACAAGCUUCCUCAAUGAAUUUUCGAAGAUAGAUUCAUAAAGACAAGCUAGCUAGGCUAAUUAAUCAAUCAAUCAAUUAAGAUUUGUAUUAUCGUAGUGUGUAGUUUUAUGUGGUUGUUAUUAGAUCAUUAAGUGUGUUUGUAAGUUAAUCUGUGGUUUGCUUGACUAAUUAGGGAGAUGUUUAAUGUAGUAGUACUACUAAUAGGAGUUUGCUAACUCGAUGGUGAUAUUAGAGUAUGAUUUGUGUAGUAAUAGUAUUUAAAACUUGAAGGAAUGGUCUUUUUAUGCUCUAA